AUGUAUCAUAACAUAUCUCUGUCCCUACCUCUCACAGAAAACUUGAUAGCAAUUGCAAUCCUCUCCCGAGGACGGUGUGGACUUUCCCGGUGCAUCACCUAUUACUUGGUGGCAAUAGCAGUGAGUGACUUCAUUGUCAUCAUUACCGCUGUUGUACUGAACCGGAUUGGACGCAUUCACUUUCGGGAGUGUUACCUGUCUACCACGCUUGCUUGCAGACUCGGUGCAGUGCAGGUCCGUUGCAGCCGGGAUGGUUCAGUCUGGUUGACCGUGGCCUUCACCUUCGACCGCUUUGUAGCCAUUUGUUGCCAGAGAGCGAAGGCCAGAUACUGCAAGGAUAAAACUGCAUCGUUGGUGAUUGGAGUAAUCUAUGCCUUGAGCUGUAUCAAGAACAUCCCUUUCUACUUCAUCUAUCAACCUUUGUAUACUGUGAAUGGAGUGGGCUGGUUUUCUGACGUUCGAGUGAUCUUCUAUACUUGGCCAAUCUGGCAAGUCUAUGACUGGUUGGACCACACAUUUACACCUUUUCUACCAUUCUUGCUUAUCCUGCUUCUGAACAACUUGACCGUACGGCACAUCUUAGUAGCCAGCAGAGCACGCAGGAGGCUCCGGGGUGCCGACAAUCGUGGUGCUAUGGAGAUGGCCAAUCUCAAGAAGUCCAUAGUCUUGCUCUUCACAAUCUCCAUCAGCUUCCUUCUCUUGUGGGCAAGCUAUCUCGGGCAUUUUCUCUACGUGCGAAUUACAGGUGAAGGCUACAUCUCUGGCCUGGAUUUUAAUGACCCAUGGUAUAUCAUUCAAGAGAUGGUUAAUAUGCUUCAGUUGCUCAGUUCCUGCAACAACGUCUUCAUAUACGCAAUCUCCCAGAACAAGUUCCGAGAAGAGAUAAAGAAGGUGCUGGUGUGUCCUUUUAGCACGAUCACUGCUGGAUUUAAAUAG
Chiloscyllium plagiosum (whitespotted bambooshark) is the source of this 936-nucleotide messenger RNA. Lineage: Eukaryota; Metazoa; Chordata; Chondrichthyes; Orectolobiformes; Hemiscylliidae. The record is from RefSeq and is a predicted model, not a curated record.